GCAGAGGAGAGGACUGAGAGAGGAUUAGAGAGAGGUUUUCAAAAUCAUGAGGGAACUGGACAGAGUUGGUAGGGAGAAACUGUUUCCACUCAUCAAUGGACCGAGAACUAAAGAGCACAGUUUAAAGUUUUUUGCAAAAGAAGAAAACUCGAGUUUUGAAGUUAGAGGGAAUGGUAUUUAAGUCAACAAGUCUCCAGACCUGAAUUCACAGCAACUCUCUCUAAAGCUCACCUCCUAUGCUGUAGAGAUUUUCUUCUUCUCUGAGUAAAUGAACUUGUCAUGAACACUGUUCAUCGGCAGCCUCAAAUCCAAGUUCGUAAAGACAAGUGUCUUUCCAGGGCUGAGUUUUUAUCUUUGCUAAGAACAUAUAAUUGUUUUUGUCAAGAUAACAAGAAUUUACAACUGACAUAUUCUGAUAAUAAUGGAAAGGUCAUCCUAGAAGGAGUAUUAGAUAUUGCAUGGGGUGUACAUCAACUAAUAAGAUUUCAGAUUGAUGAUGAAAAAUCUGUACCAUCACCAAUAGCAAUCCAAUUCACUGAUACUACACUGAAUAAAAGAGGAAUGACGCGCUGGGGAGAGUUUGACAACUUGUACAACAUUGCUGAACUGGAGGAAGAAACUGUGCCAGAUGGCAAAGAACAGGGGCCAGUCCAGCAGCUGAUCUUUGAAAGCAGUACAUUAAAACCAAAACGGAACCCAGAGCCAGAAAGUGGCAACUUGAUACGUACUAGGAGUGAUGCAUCAUUGGUGAAGAUGAGGGUAAAGGACCAAGCUGUGACUGCAGCAAAGAAAGCUCAGCGCCAUCGAUACUCCAUUAAUGGUCACUUCUACAAUUACAAGACUUCUAUUUUCACACCAACCAAAGGCUCUAUUACUAAUGUGAGAAUCAACAGCACAAUGACAACCCAGGAGGUGAUAGCAUUACUGCUACAAAAAUUUAAGAUAGAAAAUGAUCCAAAUGAUUUUGCAUUGUAUGUCGUUCAUGCAAAUGAAGAAAAGAAAAGGCUUAAGGAUACAGCGUUUCCAUUGUGGGAAAGAUUGCUUCAUGGACCAUCACGGAAAAUCGUGAAAAUAUUUUUGAUGGACAAGGAUGCAGAAGAAAUCAGCACUGAUGUAGCUCAGUAUAUCAAGUUUGAACUUCCUCUUUUAAAAACGUUUCUUCAGAAACUAAAUGAGGAGGAGGAGACAGUUAUUGGAAAAAUCAAACUCCGGUACAAAGUGGAGAAAAAAUCUUUGAUCCAGCUGUUGCACAAACGGAUGAUGGUGAGGGCAGAAACUUCCGUUUAAGAAGCAUAACUGUCACCAAGAAAUUAGAUGCCUGCGUGAGAUGAUAUGCAAUUGGAAUCAAUUACAAAAUGCAUAAGUGCCUCAUUUUAAUGGAGAUGUCACAUUUUAAAAUGAUGGAAAGUUUAUGGCACAGAAAUAGACUUUACCCAUCAUGUCUGCACCAGGACUAGGACUAUUUGUAUUUAGUAUUUCAAUUAUGAAACUAUUGGCUCAGACUUUCCUAUGGACAAAUACCCUCUUUUUUGUAAUGCUGGUACCUACAGCAGAAAAAGGGCAUGGUGGGGUAAAUCACUUAUGACUUCAAUUGCUCUGCCCUACUGAAUUCAAGACUCAUCACAAUGUUCCUGCAUUUAAGCCAUUUUUCAUGGACACCACUUAGUCCAACAAAUAGUAGGAGGUGAUGGCUUGGCUCUAGAGUCAUAUUGAUCAUAAUAUAUUUAUUAAUUGAAUUAGACUUUGAUUUUUUAAAAUGAUGCUGCAAAUGAAACUCAAGCAACAAACUUUAUGUUUGGUUCCACGUCCAUGAGUUGCUUUGAAAUUCUUAUCGACAUUAAAGACUCCGUAUAAAUCCAGGUUGUUGUAACUUACAGCAAUGACUUUGCUUCAAAAAUACAUUAUUACUUUUCUUAGUAAACUUCCAAAAGCUAUCAAAGAGUCAUAAACUGGUUACCAUUUAGCUGCCUUCAGAGAUAAAAAUAAAAUCAACUUUAGAAAAUAUUCAGUGGCCAUUUUGUAUUAACUUGCUUUAUUAAUUGAUAUUUCUUACAGCUUAUUUAAAUGCACUACUGAUCAAUUACUUAAAUAAGACCAAAUAAUUGAAACAAAGGAUGGGAUGCACAAAUCAAGCCACAAUAUUCUGAGGUUUACAUUUUUUUCUGCCAUAAAUGAAAAGUGAACUCCCCAAUGAAGACUAUAAUAAGAAGCAUUUAUUUAAAAAUGAAGAUUGAACAUUGGUGAUCAUAAAGUUAAACCUCCAAUAUAAACCUGAAGAUUCUGUUUUUGCUUCAAUAGAAUUCCUGAUUCUUUUCAUUAAUUAAGUUCAUGCAAAGAAAUGUGAACACAGCUGUUAAAGAUUCGUUGUUGUUAAAAAUACAAGUGCACAAGCAAUAGAUAUUUUUUGAUUAAGGAUUGAGAGCAUGUAUAAACAGAGUCAGCAUGGAUGCUUAUGUUGCAAUGGAAUCUACCUCUGGACCAGCGGGUCUGGGUUCAAGUUCCACUUACACUGGAGGCAGGUCAUAACAUGUUUAGCCAGCUGAUUAAACAAUCUCAUGGGUCUUAUGACACAAAGGCAGUGUCCUUAUCUCUAGACCACAAGGUCUACGUUUCAACUUCUGGAGGUGAAUCAGAAUAUGCCAGGUUAGGGCGAUUUAAAAAAAAUGUACAAGAGGGUUUGGUUCUGAAUUUGAUUUCACUGGUUUCUCAAAAUGUAAAGUGAGUCAGCUGGGACACUGGUUUGGUAGUUAGGAGGGGGAAAAUCUAUAAUGCUGCAUCCUGUGAAUAAAUAUACCAACAAGGACAAAAUUGGUGUAUUGAAUCUAUUACCAAUGGCUUAUCAAUUCCCUACUUGUGAAGAAAAUCUCGUCUGGAUCUUGGGUGCACUGUCUGAUUUACCAUAAUCCUUGCUGUGAUGUUUUAAAAUCAAUUUUCAGUAACAUUUGGAAUCACUUUGCCACUGGAGGAUUAGAUGUAAUGAUAUAACUUAUACCACUUGCUACCAAAUUAACAAUGAAGGAAAAUCUAGACUAUUUAACUUUGUAACAUUUUAAUUUUUGUUUUUGUUAUUUCAAUUAAACA
Molecule: messenger RNA, 3081 nt
Organism: Chiloscyllium plagiosum (whitespotted bambooshark)
Lineage: Eukaryota; Metazoa; Chordata; Chondrichthyes; Orectolobiformes; Hemiscylliidae
Source: RefSeq, a predicted model, not a curated record